This is a messenger RNA of Durio zibethinus, 1794 nucleotides long. NCBI's taxonomy places the organism in Eukaryota, Viridiplantae, Streptophyta, Magnoliopsida, Malvales, Malvaceae. The record is from RefSeq and is a predicted model, not a curated record.
CCUCUCUGAAACUAAAAAUUAGGGUUUCCUCAACAAAAUCCUUCGUCCUUCUUCGCUGGGGUUUCCCUCCAAUUCUUCAAAUUUUCGGGCUCGGUUUCCAGCUAUAUUGAAUUCGAAAUGUUGCCUUGGAAGCUUGCUUUAUUAGAUACCAUAAAAUGUCAAGGACAAGGGAAGAGAGUGAAGAGCAGGUGGACCUUGAUGGAGACAAUGAACCUGAGGAGACUAUAGAGGAAGAGGUUGAAUAUGAAGAAAUAGAGGAAGAGGAGGAAGUGGAAGUUGAGGAAGAGAUAGAAGAGGAGGUGGAAGAAGAGGAGGAGAAUGCUGAGCUUGCUGAUGUGCAAAAGGGUUCUGAUGGUGAUGAGGAGAUUAAUGAUUCUGAGACACAGGAAGAAAAGAAAAAGAAGCAUGCAGAGCUUCUUGCACUUCCUCCUCAUGGAUCAGAGGUCUACCUUGGUAGCAUUCCUCAUGAUGCUUCCGAAGAGGAUUUGAGGAGAUUUUGUGAAUCUAUAGGAGAAGUCACCGAGGUGAGGAUAAUGAAGGGGAAAGAUUCAGGGGAGGCCAAAGGUUAUGCUUUUGUGACCUUCAGAUCCAAAGAGUUGGCUUCCAAAGCUAUUGAAAAACUUAAUAAUUCCGAAUUAAAGGGGAAGAAGAUAAAAUGUUCAACAUCUCAAGCAAAGAAUAAGUUGUUCAUUGGUAAUGUUCCCAGAAACUGGGGGGAGGAAGAUAUGAAAAGGGUUGUAACUGAGAUUGGGCCUGGAGUUAGUUGUAUUGAAAUGGUGAAGGAUCCAAUGAACCCCAGCCGAAACCGUGGAUAUGUUUUCAUUGAGUACUAUAAUCAUGCAUGUGCUGAAUACUCAAGACAGAAAAUGUCGAAACCAACAUUUCAGCUUGACAAUAAUGCUCCAACCGUGAGCUGGGCUGACCCAAGAAAUGCAGAAUCUUCUGCUUCUACUCAGAUUAAGGCAUUGUAUGUCAAGAAUUUACCGAAAGAUAUAACUCAGGAUCGCCUAAAGAAGCUGUUUGAACAUCAUGGAAAGAUCACAAAAGUUGUAGUUCCACCUGCAAAAGCAGGAAAGGAGGAGAGCAGAUAUGGUUUUGUGCAUUUUGCAGAGAGGUCAAGUGCUAUGAAAGCAUUGAAGAACACUGAAAAAUAUGAGAUUGAUGGUCGAGUAUUGGAGUGUUCUCUUGCAAAACCACAAGCAGAUCAGAAGUCUUAUGGAGGAUCUGGCUCACAGAAGUCAACCUUAAAUUCAAGCUUGAUACCUCCUCUAGGAUAUGGUCUAAUUGGGGGAGCAUAUGGUGGUCUUGGAACAGGAUUUGGUCCUGCAGGCUUUGGACAGCCACUGAUCUAUGGUCGUGGUCCAACUCCUGCUGGAAUGGCGAUGAUGCCAAUGCUUUUGCCUGAUGGAAGGAUUGGAUAUGUCCUGCAACAGCCUGAAAUGCAACCACACACCCCUCCACCGCAGCCCCAUAGCAGCAGGGGUGGUGGCAGUGGUGGUAGCUCAAGUGGUGGAAGGCGCGGCAGCAGUGACCGCAGUCGAGGACGCAGUCGGUAUAAUCCAUAUUAAUUUAGUUUCCAAUUCCAUGUCUUCUGUAACCUGAGGCUAUAAGAGGAAAGAAAGGAAUCUGCUUUGAGUUAUAUUUGACGCUAAGACAAGCCAGUAGUUUUUGUUUACUCAAUUGAUGGCAAGUUGUUUGUAGCUGUCGAAAAACUUACUGAUAUUUCUUUGGUGCUAAUUCCAACGGCUAACUCAAAUUGCCCGUUUCAUUUGUAUUAAACGGUAUUUUUUUUUU